Messenger RNA from Telopea speciosissima, 1587 nucleotides. Its product is annotated as cytochrome P450 94A1-like. Gene Ontology annotation, molecular function: oxidoreductase activity, acting on paired donors, with incorporation or reduction of molecular oxygen; monooxygenase activity; iron ion binding. NCBI's taxonomy places the organism in Eukaryota, Viridiplantae, Streptophyta, Magnoliopsida, Proteales, Proteaceae. The record is from RefSeq and is a predicted model, not a curated record. The transcript has a single exon. The coding region runs from base 10 to 1584 and encodes 524 amino acids.
CCAAUCAUCAUGAUUCAGCUAAACCUUGAGUUCUUACUUUCAGUUCUCCUCUUCUUUCUCCCCCUCAUCUUCUUCUUCAUCAAAACCUGUUCUUCUUAUGUGGGAAAUAAGAAAUCAUCUUCAGUUUCAUCCAAACUGCCAAGGGUAUACCCUUUGGUGGGUUCUUCACUUACCAUAGCUUCCAAUCAUGAACGAUUCAGUCAAUGGGCUACAGAGCUUCUUCAAAGCUCUCCUAAUGGAAAUGUCCUUCUUCAUCGUCCCCUCGGCCAUCUCCAACUCAUAACCACCAAUCCCGCCAACGUUCAACAUAUCCUCAAAACCCAAUUCUACCAAUACCCAAAAGGAAAUUUUUUCAGAGAUCACCUCUACGAUUUCCUUGGAGAUGGUGUCUUCAACGCAGAUGGUGAUAACUGGAAGUUUCAGAGACAAAUUGCCAGUCAUGAAUUUAACACCAAAUCACUCCGGAAAUUCGUCGAAACUGUUGUGGAAGAUGAACUCUCUGGUCGUCUCCUUCCUCUGCUCGUUGAAGCUUCUGCGAAAAAUAUGGUCUUUGAUCUGCAAGACAUUCUUCAAAGAUUUGCAUUUGACAAUAUCUGCAAAAUUGCUUUUGGGUUCGAUCCGGCAUGCUUGUCGCCUUCAUUCCCACAACCUGUAUCAGAAUUUGCAGAGGCAUUUGAAGAUGCUACAAGGAUAAGCAGUGCGAGAUUUAAUGCCAUAUUACCACCAGUUUGGAAACUGAAAAGGGCUUUUAACAUUGGGUCUGAGAAACGAUUACGAGAAGCAAUUUCGACAGUUCGUGAAUUCGCAACAAAUCUUGUCAGACAAAAGAAACGAGAACUGGAAGAAAAAUCUUCACUUGAAACAGAGGAUCUUCUCUCCAGAUUCGUGAGUUCAGGUCAUUCGGAUGAGCGAUUUGUUACAGAUAUCGUCAUCAGCUUCAUCGUAGCAGGUAGGGAUACUACAUCUGCAGCCUUGACAUGGUUCUUUUGGUUAAUUGCUAACAACCCUCGUGUAGAAGAAGAGAUUUUAAAGGAGAUAAAGGAGAAGCCUGAAUCGCUUGAUUAUGAUGAGGUGAAGCAUGUGGUUUACAUUCAUGCUUCGCUCUGUGAGAGUAUGAGGUUUUACCCACCAGUUCCACAUGAUACCAAAUUUGCAGUUGCAGACAAUGUUUUACCAGAUGGGACUGUUGUGAAGAAAGAAACGGGAGUGACAUAUAUACCUUAUGCAAUGGGAAGAACAGAGGCGAUUUGGGGGAAAGAUUGGCCAGAGUUUCGACCGGAGAGGUGGAUGGAGAAGGAGGAGAUUUCUGGAAAGUGGAAAUUUCUGGGGAAGGAUCCUUACACAUACCCUGUUUUCCAAGCGGGGCCGAGGAUUUGCUUAGGGAAGGAUAUGGCUUUCUUGCAGAUGCAGAGGAUCGUUGCCGGAGUAAUGCAGAAGUAUAGGGUGGUGCCGGCGGAGAAAGGGUUUGAUCCGUUUUUCACUUCUUACUUGUCAGCCAAAAUGAAAGGAGGUUUUCCGGUGAGAGUUGAGGAGAGGAAGGAUGGUAGAGCAGUGGAGAGUGCUUCAUUAAUUAAUGGUGAUUAAUUA